GGAACGAGAUGAAGGGAAGCGGACAAACCAACAUGGCGUCCUGCAAUGAAGCAGGAAAUAGAUUUCAGUUUCAUUAAAACUUGUUUCGGCAGAGCCUCGACUACAAGGUGUUUUGGUGGAGAGGGCUGAGAAGAUUUUUCAGAGACGGUAGACGGCGACGAUACAGACUCUCAAUGGCUGCAAGGAAGCCUGGGUCAGAUUUCCAAAACACCGGGCCCCUCAGUUACCUGGAAGACGUUCCCUUCAAGCUCAACGACAAGUUUCGGUGUCCGGCCAAAGUGGGUCUGCCGAUCGGAUUCUGUCUUCCUGACUGCGGAGCGCUGUUUGCGGAGGUGCAGUAUGACUUCUCGCUGGAGCGGCGGAGCGUGCGCUGGGGGGAGGAGCUUGCGGACGCCCGUGCGGCGCAGGAGCGAGCGCGUCUGAGGGCGGAGGCGGCCCUCGCCCAAUCGGAGGCCCAGGAGGCAGCCGCGGCCUCGCAGGACAGCGAUGGCGGGCUGUCGGACGACCAGGACCCGCCCCCGCCGGCCCUCAACCCUGUGCUGGCGGGCCUGAGGCACAACGCCAUCCUGACCCCCCUGCCCGCCCCCAGCCUGGGGCCGGUGCGACAGAGCACGCCCCCGCCCCCGCCCCCGCAGAGCCUCAACCUGGCCGACUUUGAGUGCGAGGAGGACCCCUUCGACAAACUCGAGCUCAAGACCCUCGACGACCGGGAGGAGCUACGCUGCAUCCUGCAGGUGCAGUCGGCCACGCCCCCGGACCCCGCCCCCCGUUCCCAGAACUCCACCCCUCCCCCAGCCCCGGCCCCCACCCCCGCCCCCGCUCCCACCCCUGCCCCCGCCCCCGCCCCCGCCGGCCCCUCUAAACCUGCCCUCUUCCACAAGCCCAAUGGGCUGGUUGGGCUCCUGGACCUAGAGGGGCCCGGUGCAGGCGGCGGGGGUCUGGGGCCCCUAGAGACGGACCGGCCCUGUAACAUCCGCUCCCUGACCUUCCCCAAACUGUCGGACCCCGGCGACCCCUCGGACGUGCCUGCCUACUCCCCCGGCCCACCCCGCAGCCUCCCCAACGGCGCCCCCCUCCCCUCGGCGGGGGCGAAGAGCGACGUGGGGCGGCCCCAGGAGCCGGCCAACGGGACGCCCAAAGAGCCCACUUCCGCCCCUGUGGCCGCUGUGGUGUCGCCUCCCGGUGGCGCGGCAGGGCAGUGCGGGCCCCAGUUCAGCCUGUCUCCCAGUGAGCGGCAGUGUGUGGAGACCAUCGUGGGCAUGGGCUACUCCUACGAGGGGGUCCUGAAGGCCAUGCAGCGACAGGGCCAGAACGUAGAGCAGGUGCUGGAUUACCUGUUUGUGCACGGGCGGCUGUGUGAGCGAGGCUUUGAGGCCAGCGCGGUGGAGGAGGGCCUGGAGGUGUACCAGUGCUCUGAGGAGAAGGCGCUGGAGUUCCUGCAGCUCAUGUCUCGGUUUGGGGAGAUGGGCUUCGAGAGGGACGCCAUUAAGGAGGUGCUGCUGGUGCACAACAACGACCAGGACAAGGCCCUGGAAGACCUGAUGGCCCGGGCCGCGGCCAGCUGAGGGUCAGCCCCGCCACAGCCCUUACCUCCCCCACCUCCCCUUCCCACGGACACGGGCUUACCCAUAAUCCUCUGCGCCCGGCACCGACCGACUCUGUCACUGCUGUCAGGGAGAGGAUGAGAGCAGGAGAAGCGUGUGAAUGAGGGAGAGGGCUAAACUCAGCUUGUUGUGGAGAAAGCGAAAUACCAGAAUCACAAGCCUUGUUUUUUUUUGUGUAUGGACGUGACAAAGGCAUCACGACCCCUGGUUGGCCUUUUCUCCAUUUGUUGAAAACUGGUGUCGACAGGGGGGAGGGGAGGCAGAAAAUGGAAACGUAACCAACCUAGGGAACGUAUUAAAGACGAUCCUUCUCUCCGAUGAGCGGCCCAAAACUUGGCCACGGAGACGUCCCGCGGCCUGGUGUGUCUGGGAGGGUGAACUGACACUCCCUGCUACAGAGCUGCCACGGAAACGCGAUCGAACCCAGGAGCGGCCCUGCAGCUCCCCCCUCAGGCUCUCAGAAGUGCCCUUUGUGUUCCAGUGGCUGGGCGGUCUCAUUCCAUCCGCCCGGCUCUGUCUGAACUCACCCUGAACACUUCACUCUGUGCUUUCUGUUUUAGGGACCGCAGUAACAGAACUAAAAUUAAUUUAUGUAAUAUAACCUUUGAGGAAAAGUGUAAUGGAUGGAAUAGAUACUAUUAUAGAUACUAUAGAUAUUAUUGUUUUUUUUUGUUUGUUUUUUUUUUUUCUUUGAUAAGACACACACACACACACACACACACAGAUACACACACACACACACACACACACCAUGACAGCAGGACCACUCCAUACACAGAACUUGAUUCAUGCAUAUUGAAUAUUGAAUCAAUAAUUAAUUCUAUGUUACACACAGGGCACUUCCACCUUAUAAUGAAAGUCUAGGGCAAUUCAUCUUGUUCAAAAACUCAUUUUCAAAAAAGAUGUUCCUGAAGGUCAUUUUCAUCUGUUCAUUUGUGGAUUGUAAAAAAGGAACAUGAAAGCGAAUGAUGAGGUUUGUUGUUAAAACGGCCAACCUUUAGAGACUGUGAGUGGAUGUAGUGCACCAUUUUCUGGAUGGUGGCUUUCUGUCCCGCUACAGCUGCACCCUCUAGUUUACAGGAGGGCAGUUGUACUGGUAGAUGGAUUGGUCAUCAGUACUUUCACUAGUAAACUGGUGUCUGACUGGCUUUUAUUGGAAACGGCCACUAAAUAAA
Conger conger (European conger) is the source of this 2779-nucleotide messenger RNA. It is a transcript of the gene ubap1, whose product is annotated as ubiquitin associated protein 1. Gene Ontology annotation, cellular component: ESCRT I complex. Bases 174 to 1565 code for a protein of 463 amino acids. NCBI's taxonomy places the organism in Eukaryota, Metazoa, Chordata, Actinopteri, Anguilliformes, Congridae. Gene Ontology annotation, biological process: ubiquitin-dependent protein catabolic process via the multivesicular body sorting pathway. The transcript is spliced from 7 exons. The record is from RefSeq and is a predicted model, not a curated record. Gene Ontology annotation, molecular function: ubiquitin binding.